AAUGCUCCUGGAAUACAUACAAGUAGAGCAAGUUUUUACAAGUCAAGCUGGAUAAGCUGGAUUGGAUAGGCCAAGCUAGAUAAGCUGGAUAGGAUAGGUGGCCUCUAGCUAGCUAUAGCAAGCUAUAAAAGUAUCAAGUAUCAAUCAGAAUGAGUAUAAUAGCUACAAGAAGAGCUUCUACCCAUCCAGUGAGUCUCUACAACACAGAUAGUUUGUAAUAGAUCAAGUGCUUUAAUACUGCUACUUUAAAGUCAAUGAGUAGAUCCAUGUCUACACUAGUGUGUGUAAGCUGUCAAGAGUAUGUGUUUCACGAUCCCUAUCAGUGUGAUUGUGGAGACAGACUGUGUAGCAAGUGUUACAACUCUUAUGUUGAGAGCGGUCUCAAGAAAUGUAUUUGCUCGUCCUGUGAUGAAGAAAACAUUGUAACCAACUGUUUCCGAGACAAGGCAGCGGAGUACGAGCUUCGGAACACCACCCUCAAGUGCCUGAAUCAAUCCUGUCCCUGGGAGGGAGAGAGCAGGUUUUAUCAGGAGCAUAAGAAGUCAUGCAAGUUUGGAGCAGUACAAUGCCCCAACUCAAUAUACGGCUGUAAAGAGGAACUGAUUAGAAGUCAAUUACAGGACCACCUCAACAAUAAAUGCAACUUCAACCCGAUCACUUGUCGAUGGUGUGGACAACACACCCUCAAUGAAGACGUUCACAUUCAGAAGGAGUGUGAGAUGGCACUAGACUACUGCCCCAAUGGGUGUGGGGAGAGGUUAUCUAGGAGAGAGAUGCUCUAUCAUACUAAAACAGUGUGCACUCACCGAGUAAAAGAAUGCGACUACAAAGACUUGGGAUGCACCUACAAGGGUACCAUCAAGGAACUAACGAAGCAUGCAAAGGAGUACCCCACAUAUCACAAUGAACUGAAAAUGGCCAACAAAGAAAUAAAGCAAUCUCUUGAGCACCAAAUUGCCUUAAUAGACAACAAAACAGACGCUCUGAAGUCGGAAAUUAGCAAAAUUCGAUCUGAGGUGCAGUCACGACUACAACCAGUAACAGAUGCUAUGGUCAAAGCUGAGUCAGCAAUUAUCCAGCUACAAGAUGGACUCAGUGAGGUAUCUCUGCUAUUACAAACACUUCAAGCAGCCAGUUACGAUGGAAUAUUCAUUUGGAAGAUCCCUGAAGUCACUAGGAGAAGACAAGAAGCUAGAACUGGGAAAACUGUCUCUCUGGAUGGUCAUUUUUUACAAACGCUUCAAGUUACAUUGCCCUCCAAACUAAAGCGAGCUAUGGAAGAUGAACUGCUUAAACUUAAAGUCGAUUUGAGACAUUUGGUCAAAGACUUAAGACCGCUGGCUGCGCAAUGGAGGUCACUAGGAGUGCAUCUUGGAGUGCCCCCUAAAGAGCUUGACUGCAUUGAGAGCCGAGUGGCCACUCCUGAGAACUGUUUCACUCGAGUGCUGGAUCGAUUCCUCUCCACUCACGCACACACUGGCACUGAUGACAGGAGACUGUGUACAGAGGUCAUCAUUGAGGCUCUGAGAUUUCCGGCCAUAGCCAAGGGCAACCUCUCUAGAGACAUUGAGAGUGGAAAAAUCAAUCUUGUGUACACAGUACGUGGCCUUUUCCGAAUUCUAGGUUGUUGCACAGCUCAAUGGCAACAGUUUGCACUAGCACUGGGUAUAAGCCCUGAUUUCACUGACGGUCUAAGAAUUGAGCAACAUAACGUGAGUCAGUACUUUUCAGACAUGCUGAGGUAUUGGCUGGAAAAUAGUGAGUGUUGUGUGGCCGAUUUGGUGGACGCUAUAAGGCAUCUGGAUCAUAGGAACCUUGCUGACAAGAUACAAGAAGAGUACCGUGGGAAAUGUCUGGUAGUAAACGCACAAGAUACAAGAACAUAAUAUCUUUGAAGAUACAUGCAAGAUAAUUGAAGUCACCAUGCAGAUCACCAAAAGACUAUGUCUAUAAUUAUAUGCAGUAUAUAACAUCAUUAUUCGUGUAGAGGGGCUUAUUGAGGGAGUAAGUGUCCACCACCACACAACGAAACAGUCGGUCGUACUGAGUGCGACCCUUGUCCAAUUGGAAGAAGAAGAUGACCAGCGGAAUCACCAGACUCACUGUACUCUUGAAGAGAGAGCGUCCCAUACACCUGUAUAUAUGUGUGGGUGGAAGGGGGAUAUUGUAACACAAUUAUAAUUAGUGGAUAAGUAUGGGUAAACGAAGAAAUUGAUCACCUCAACGACUUGGUGGCUCUACUUGUUGUGUUCGGUCAAUCUGAAGAGGGUGAGGAUCCGGAAGAGGAUGACCCACAGCUGCAAGCCCUUCGCUCAGAACUUGAAGAGAAAGCCACCACUGCAAAGAAACUGGAUACGGAGUGGACCAAACUGGAUGAAACCAUCUCAAAGUCUGAGUUCAAGAGAGAGGAUGGUCCAGUCGUUAAAUUCUUAGAUGCUACUCUAGAGGGUUUCAACGUGAGAAGGCAGUCUUAUUACGGGGGAACAUUUGUUGGAAAUCACGUCCACCUAACUCUCAGGCCUGAGAACACGGUGCUUCUCUGUAAUGCCGUUGUAUUGGCAGCAAGCAAUUACAGCCCUUCAAUCCGGCAAAGAGCUGAGAAGAUCCAACGGAAGUUUUCUGUUGUAUUUGCUCUAUUCCACAACUGUGACACGCUGUAUAACCAGAGCAAGAUCUCACAGGAGGAAAUUGCUGCCCUAAGAACUCACAUCACUAUGUUCAUGGCAUUUUACCGAGAGCAUUUUCCUCAUUCAACGGUCAUACCCAAAAUGCACAUGCUGGAGAAGCAUGUGGUUGACUGGCUGGGUGAGUGGAAGUUGGGACUAGGGCUUAUGGGAGAGCAAGGGGCAGAGAGCAUCCAUGCGUACUUCAACAACUUGAAGCGCUCGUACAGCAACAUCACGAAUGGCGUCGAGCGACUAAGAUGUAUGAUGAAACAACAUUUUGUACAUAUAGCACCGUCUAACAUCGUGUGCAGACCUCUACCUGUCAAGAGACGAAAGAAGAACCCUGAGAAUUGAUGCCUACAUUGUCUAUUGAUAUCUACAUAAUAAUCAUGUACAGACAACAUGUCAACAAAAUAAUGUAACUUUUCAAAUAGUUCUAACAAGCUUACAAAAAAGUAGGGUAUUUCAAUUUACCUAUCAGCUGUACCUCAAUGCUUACCUUUUCAAUGGCUGCUAGUUACUAGUUCUGCAAAACACAUCUGUCCACAGGAGCGCUUCUUUGCUGGACAUACUUUACAUGCUGACCACAAUCAUGUACUUGUACAAGCCAAUACAGCUUCUGCUGUGAUCGCUCAAUUUUUAUGAAACUACCAUAAAUGGAAAGCACAGACUCUGUACUUCCUGUAUGGUCAAAUUGUUUACAUAUUUAGAAUCCCCCUUUCCCAAAGGAAUGCUCUAAAGUCAGCAACCACUUCCAUAGACCUGUGGUUUGCAGGAAUGUACUAUCUUGUCAUUAUCUUGUACUACAACUAGAUUAACUAAGUGCCGACUUUUCAUUGCUGUGAAACAGCGGUGUGUUGGUGUCCCAAAAAUCAAACUCGAUUUGUUUUAUCAACUCGACUUUAUCUGGUAGGGAUCGACUCGAUGUUACAGUAGAACCUCGAUUAUCCGGACACCUUGGUUCCAGAAGCAGGCCGGAUAAGUGAAUAUGCCGGAUAAUCGAAUAGAUAAACCACGCCUUGAUCCACCCACUUUAUUGAUAAACAGCAGUGCCGCAUGGUUGUCUGCGCAUGCGCAGAAGAUAAGCAGGCAUGUCUCCAUGGUAACAGCUGCAACGCGCAUGCGCAUUUUAGGGACACGCCCAUUUUCUGAAUUAUUUAAUCUGAUAAAAAGAAAACUGCCAAGCCGGAUAAUCGAGGUUCCGGAUAAUGGAGGGCCGGAUAAUCGAGGUUCUACUGUAUUGUUAUACAACUUGAUUUCAUCUGGUAAGGAUCGACUCGAUGUGUUUUAUCAACUCGAUUUCUUCGGUGAGAGGAUCGACUCGAUUUCAGGCCGCUGGGGGAAAAAGCGAGUUUCGAGGGUGGUUUGAUAUCGAGGCUAUCUAUGGUUGCUGCAGAUCAGAGCCUUGCAGCUUUCUUCUCACUCUUCCAACUACCAAUAGCUAGCGUUCUAGUGCAGAGCUAACUACUAAGUAGAGUAGCAACAUUCGGUAAACAAGUUUGGCUACGUACUGUUCUGAAAAGGCUGCAAUGGCAUUCCAAGUAAGCAAAACUAGGCAUAACUCGAGAACGAAGCAUUAUUUUGCAAAUCUACGAAUUAAAAUCCAAGUAAACAUGACUAGAAGCCUAUAGAAACUUUUACUUGCACUUGAUUCAUCCUUGAGCAGCUGUAGCAGUCUACACAGACACACACACAACACAGACACACAAACACACUACCGUAUACCUCGCUUCAUCAUUGUUUCCGUGGUAUUUUUAGGUCAUAUUAUAAUUUGCUAUUUGAUCAUACACAACGCUCUCAACUGUGUACUAUGUGAAAUAAUCGAUCAUACACACACAAGUUAGUGUUGUUUACACAGUGCAUCAGUGUUUGUAUUAGGGAUUAUAAUAUGGGUUCACCGAACUCAUCUCAGCAUUUACACGAUUAUUAUUAAGUUAUCUACUGAAGACGGGCCCAGGAAAUCAAUGCACACCCACCAGCCUGAUUGCAUCGCUGAAAGGGGUACUUCCAAGCAGCAGCAGGAGCACGAUUCCAAGAGUGGUUGGUUUUAUCUUAAGAUAUGUGAGCAAAACUGUUGAUGAGCUCAAGAACACCAGUGCCCUACUCACUCGCAGUGUGCCUCAAUCAACUACUGAGAAAGUUUUAAUUAAGCCAAGCGAUGGCAGAUAUACAGGGGCGUAGCCAGACUUUUGAGACAGGGGUUUCUGCAGAAAAAUCAGCGGCGCGAUAGCGCCGCGAAAUUUUUUGCCAGGCCCACUUCCGGUACCACACCCUCUUGAUUGGGGCACACCUACUGUUAUUGACUAUUGUUCAUGACUUUUUUUACAUGUUUGUGAGAAGCUAGCUAGCUAUAGACGUAACAUACUAGGCAUGCAGGUGCCAAUUGUGUAUUGCUAGUCUAGCUGAGCAACAAUUAAAUGUCAUUUACCUGAGAGGUUUCAUGUGGCUGAGAUUGUUCUAAACUUGUACACUUCCUGAAUAAAGUUGUGCUUAGAGCUGAGUCUGAGAAUACUGGAGCAUUCAGGAUUGAUACUAGAUCUAGAACUUAAGUCUUGGUCUUCUUUGUUUGAGGUAGCUAGCUAGCUGAGACUAACUAGCUGAGACAAAGCCAAAGUGAAACGCUUCACGGUGCUGCUCUGAUUAUUGAUUUGCAGCCACGUGUGAAAAGAUGGGCAGGGCUGCAUGAUUUCAAUUAUAGGGAGCCCUGCCCAAUUUUCUCAGCAGCUCCUGGGGGGGUUUCUGGGCAACCAGGAAACAAUGGUAGCUACGCCCCUGGAUAUACCACUAUUACAUAAGUUGGAGGCAGCUGUCUUUCAUCUGCAAGAACCCACUAAUGAAAUGGGUGUAGCAUUGCAAACCGUACAAGGAGUUGGUUAACUUGCUACUAACUGGGGUGGCAUGCAGUGUCUAACGUCUUUGACAGGGAGGUGGACCUGGGCAACAAAGGAGGUUGGGAGUAACUACAAGGACCCUGUCUAUCCUAUAUGGGUGAUCUGCAGCGAGAGCCACUUCUCAGUGCUGUUCUCUCAUCAAAGAUCGCUGCUUGAGAAUCUGAGACUCCAAAGGAGAAUUGACUUACAUUAUUACGAUGGUCUGGCUAACCAGAACGAGGCCAUACGACUGACUAUAG
This is a messenger RNA of Halichondria panicea, 5796 nucleotides long. RefSeq names its product TNF receptor-associated factor 2-like. Gene Ontology annotation, molecular function: zinc ion binding; protein binding. Gene Ontology annotation, biological process: regulation of apoptotic process; tumor necrosis factor-mediated signaling pathway; protein K63-linked ubiquitination. Bases 255 to 1886 code for a protein of 543 amino acids. The transcript is spliced from 19 exons. NCBI's taxonomy places the organism in Eukaryota, Metazoa, Porifera, Demospongiae, Suberitida, Halichondriidae. The record is from RefSeq and is a predicted model, not a curated record.